AGGCAGCACAGCACCCAUCCCUCCGACUGGAGCCCAGGGCACACCCGGCAGCACCCACGUAGAUGAAAGCAAAGCCAGGCUCCAGCACCUCAGCCAUGUCCACGUCCCUCCGUGUGAGCCCCUCGGUGCACGGCUACCGCUUCGACACCGCCCUGCGCAAGAAAGCCGCGGCCAACAUCUUCGAGAGCAUCACCCAGGAGUCCCUGCAGAAGCUCUUCAGAAACUCCGGGGACAAGAAGGCGGAGGAAAGAGCCAAGAUAAUCCUCGCCACCGACCAGGACGUGGAGGAGAAAACGAGAGCGCUGAUGGCGCUGAAGCAGAGGAGGAAAGACAAACUGCUCCAGUUCCUGACGCUUCGGAAAUUCUUCAUCAAAGUUCACUGAGCUGGCGGAGGGAGCAGAAAUGGAGGAGAACGUUUGGGGACGGGACUGUCUGUGACCUCCUGCCACACUCAGCAUGCUCCACUGCCCCGUGGAAGUGGGGACCUGACUGACUGCCCGCAGGGCUUCAGCCCCACAGAAAACUGCGCAGCGAGGGUGGCGUCGGUGCCCAGGGUGCCAUCAGUGCCCAGGGCAGCAUCGGUGCCCACAGCAGCAUCAGCGCCCAGGGCAGCGUUGGUGUGGACAGCAGCAUUGGUGCCCGUGGUACCAUCAGUGCCCAGGGCAGCAUCGGUGUGGACAGCAGCACUGGUGCCCACGGCAGCGUCGGUGCCCGUGGCAGCGUUGAUGUGGAUGGCAGCGUGGUGGCCAGAG
Messenger RNA from Neopelma chrysocephalum (saffron-crested tyrant-manakin), 752 nucleotides. RefSeq names its product transcriptional and immune response regulator (gene TCIM). The record is from RefSeq and is a predicted model, not a curated record. Gene Ontology annotation, cellular component: cytosol; nucleus. The transcript has a single exon. Gene Ontology annotation, molecular function: Notch binding. The coding region runs from base 63 to 383 and encodes 106 amino acids. Gene Ontology annotation, biological process: negative regulation of Notch signaling pathway; endothelial cell activation involved in immune response. Lineage: Eukaryota; Metazoa; Chordata; Aves; Passeriformes; Pipridae.